AUGGUUGCAUUCUCGGACUUCCUGAAGAUGCUUUCUGAAGCUCUUGUUGAGCAAAAUGGUCUUCAUCUAGCAUACCUGCUACGACCGACAAGCCCACACGCGAAAGACAUGGUUAAAGCUUUCAGAAACCCUACACGUCAGUCGCUUUCAGCGUACGAAGGUUCCUUAGUUUCUCCCUGGGACGAAAUCGCUAUUUCCUAUGUCAUCGUUGUGAACCACGUUGCAAAUGACAGGCCGGCCGAUGCAUUUAAGGAGCAUUCAUCACUCGUCUCCUCAUUCUUCCGAUUCUUUACUAACAAUACUGGGUGGACUUUACCUGCGUUGUUCGCAAUCUUGAGAGACCUGCGUGAUAUCGCUUAUGACGCAGACACUGCGAACAACCAAACCGAAUGUAUGGAGGAGGCGGCCCGUAUUUUAACGAAGGCAUUUACACAUUGCGUAACAGACAGGACCUCGCCUCCCGCCGAGUCGCGGAAGUGGGGUAUUUAUUAUGUUGUCGGAUUGGUGAUGAAAUGUUACUUCCGAGUAAAACGAAUAGCUCUGUCACGUAACAUUCUUCGAGCACUAGAAGCAAACAGAGAUAUACCUCCUCUAUCGUCUUACCCGAGAGCGCACCAGGUUACUUACAGGUAUUAUAUUGGCGUGAUAGCGUUCCUCAAUGAAGACUUCGAAAAGGCCGAGCAAGAGCUAACGUGGGCAUUUUACAACUGUCAUAUCAAUGCAGACGCGAAUCGACAACGAAUAUUGUCCUGCUUGAUUCCAAUGCGUAUUCUGCGUGGACAUCUACCUUCAGACGAGCUUCUGGAUCGCUUUCCUGUAUUGUCGGAGGUUUAUUCGCCUUUCAUUUCCGCAAUACGCAAGGCAGACAUCAAGGCUUAUGAUGCUGCAAUGGCCAAGUGGGAGAAGAAAUUAUUAGAGCUAAAUGCUUGGCUAAUUUUUGAGCGAGCGCGUGAACUUGCGAUACGAGGGCUCUUCCGAAAAGUUUGGAUAUUACUUGACCGUAAUACACGUAUCCCGAUCAAUAUGUUUCACUGCGCAACUCGCGUAGUUGGCGAAGAUGUUGAAGUAGAAGAGGUGGAGUGUUACCUUGCGAAUAUGAUUUACAAGGGAUUUAUCAGGGGAUACAUUUCGCAUGAAAAGCAGACGGUCGUUUUAGCUGCAAACGGACCCUUUCCUAGGGUGGCUGAUCGCAAGAAUCCGUUUAUCUCAUGA
Messenger RNA from Fomitiporia mediterranea MF3/22, 1212 nucleotides. RefSeq lists its product as uncharacterized. Gene Ontology annotation, biological process: transcription elongation by RNA polymerase II; post-transcriptional tethering of RNA polymerase II gene DNA at nuclear periphery; poly(A)+ mRNA export from nucleus. Gene Ontology annotation, cellular component: transcription export complex 2. NCBI's taxonomy places the organism in Eukaryota, Fungi, Basidiomycota, Agaricomycetes, Hymenochaetales, Hymenochaetaceae. The coding region runs from base 1 to 1212 and encodes 403 amino acids. The transcript is spliced from 10 exons. Gene Ontology annotation, molecular function: double-stranded DNA binding; RNA binding. The record is from RefSeq and is a predicted model, not a curated record.